UUCACUCAAAAUAUUCUUUCCUUCUCUUCUAAACCAAAGUACCAAACUAAUCUCCUCUAUUGAUUACUCAAUAUCUCCGCACGAAUCUUCUGCAACUUCCAUUUCAAUUUCAGAAUGGCCAUGCAAACUGUAGCUCCACCUUCUGCUCAAGUCGUUGGAAUUGCUUUUGUUGAGCAGUAUUAUCAAAUUCAGCAUCACUCCCCGGAGUCAGUGUACCGAUUCUACCAGGAUUCAAGUGUCUUGAGUCGCCCAUAUGCUAAUGGCGUGAUCACCUCGGUGACAACAAUGAAAAAUAUAAACACUUUGAUAUGUUCAUUGGACUACAAGAACUACAAGGCCGAAAUAAGGACUGCAGAUGCACAAGAUUCCUUCAAGGAUGGGGUGGUUGUUUUGGUGACUGGAUGCUUAACCGGAAGGGAUAAGUUAAAAAGGAAAUUCGCCCAGAUUUUCCUUGCUCCGCAGGACAAGGGUUAUUUUGUGUUGAAUGAUGUUUUUAGGUAUGUCGAAGACAAUGAGAUUGAUACCGUUUCAGAAGUGCUUAAUGUAACUGAGGAUGUGCAGUCAGAGGUUCUUACCCCUGAUCCAGAACCUACUCAUGUGGUUGAUCCUCCAAAUCUCGACCAAGCUGGCUCACCUGAAUAAGAAGUUCAACAUGUUGAGGAAAAAGCCAAUGACUCUUCGGUAGAUUGGAGGCAAGUUGCUCAUGAAAGAGAGAUUGUUGUGGAAACUGGAUCCUAUUUCAACGAGGACCAUCACCCUACAAAUACAGAAUCAACUAAUUCUGUUGCCCAAGAGGAUGCUCCAAAGAAGUCGUAUGCAUCAAUUGUCAGUUCACAAACAAAGAAAGGGCCAACCAAAAUCUAUGUACCCACCAAUACUUCAAGAGUGGCUCCUCCGAAGGCUGUAAAGCAGCCGGUUGCUGCAGUAGCACAAAACGCAGCUCCUGAAUAUAAUGUAUGCUGA
This is a messenger RNA of Solanum pennellii, 963 nucleotides long. RefSeq names its product ras GTPase-activating protein-binding protein 1-like. Gene Ontology annotation, cellular component: ribonucleoprotein complex; cytosol. Lineage: Eukaryota; Viridiplantae; Streptophyta; Magnoliopsida; Solanales; Solanaceae. The record is from RefSeq and is a predicted model, not a curated record. Gene Ontology annotation, molecular function: mRNA binding.